AUGACAGCUCCAAUAUAUCAUCCCGACGACUGCCUGACGUCUCUCCGGUCCGGGAAUCGCUGCCGCGUGUGCUGCACCACCAUCACCAGUCACGCGCUCCGCGUUGGAGGCUACUGUGGUGGCAUCAGCUGCACCAACUACGCCGGGGCCGAUGAAGACUUUCGGCAGUUCCUGGUCUGGUGCUGCUUGCUGCAGGACUUCUUCAAGUGGUGGUGCAAGCAGAGGGUGCCGACUCGGUCCUGGCAGCCGCAGAACGACCUGUCAGCCCACAAUGCCUGGUGGUGGGAGAUGAUAAACGUCUUCCACAAGCAAUGCGAGUGGAGCCUGGCGCGACUUGCUCCUCAUUUGCAGACUUUCUUGGCCGGCGGAAAUCGCGGCAUCACACGGAUCCGCGAGAUCAAGUUUGAUUCGGGGCCCUACUACAGGUACAGGCACUGCGCCUUCGAGAUCCACUUCGCCAGCCACGGCUGCUGGAUCUAUGAUCCGACUGGAGUUCAGUUUGGCCCGGAUUGGCCUCUACUCUCUCCCCGUCACAUCUACUUCGCCUGCAGACCUGAGAGACGGCUUUUGUCUUCCGAACCCCUCGGAAACAACCGCCAGCUUCUCAUGUCGACUUGA
Molecule: messenger RNA, 618 nt
Organism: Boeremia exigua
Lineage: Eukaryota; Fungi; Ascomycota; Dothideomycetes; Pleosporales; Didymellaceae
Exons: 2
Coding region: 1-618 (205 amino acids)
Source: RefSeq, a predicted model, not a curated record